Messenger RNA from Oldenlandia corymbosa var. corymbosa, 672 nucleotides. Lineage: Eukaryota; Viridiplantae; Streptophyta; Magnoliopsida; Gentianales; Rubiaceae. The record is from the annotation of a GenBank genome assembly.
AUGGGUACAGGUUCCUCGAAAUAUGAAGCUUCAGAGCCUCAGUCUGGCGAUCAAGGGAAGCAUACACCACUACUACAGAUGCACGGCGACGAGGCUGCCGGAAAAGUUAGUAUCCCUGCUGCCCCGGUGCUGAAGUUUCCUCAUAAUCAUGAACAAAUUCUGAAAGAGGCUGAUGAAGCAGUUGAUAGGACAUCAACUGAGAAGCUGUUUGAUCAGUUAUACCAUGGUGUGUUUUUGAACCAGCACAACAAGGCUAAAGACAGUUCCUACUGGCGUUGGCCCCUCAUAAAUGAUGAACCCAGGGAUUCUUCUCUUGUUGCUGCGGAGCUGAUCAAUGUUUGCUGGCUAGAAGUUCAUGGAAGGUUCAAUACUGUCAAUCUUACACCAAGAACUCUCUAUGAAGUUGUUUUUGUAGUUAUGUUGAAAGAUCCGGCUUACGGAUGGGAAGUUCCAAUCAACUUCAGACUGAGUCUACCAGAUGGAAGCAGGCAAGAGCAUAAAGAAAACAUGAUAGACAAGCCAAGGGCAAAAUGGAUAGAGAUCCCAGCAGGAAAUUUUCAAACUUUACCAGAAAAUAUAGGUGAAAUGGAAAUCUCACUGUACGAGUAUGAUGGAGGGAUCUGGAAGAAAGGACUGCUCAUUAAAGGGGUUCUCAUCAGACCAAAACACUGA